This is a messenger RNA of Ostrea edulis (European flat oyster), 8971 nucleotides long. RefSeq names its product E3 ubiquitin-protein ligase ZFP91-like. Gene Ontology annotation, molecular function: DNA-binding transcription factor activity, RNA polymerase II-specific; protein binding; RNA polymerase II cis-regulatory region sequence-specific DNA binding. Bases 124 to 2556 code for a protein of 810 amino acids. Gene Ontology annotation, cellular component: nucleus. Gene Ontology annotation, biological process: regulation of transcription by RNA polymerase II. NCBI's taxonomy places the organism in Eukaryota, Metazoa, Mollusca, Bivalvia, Ostreida, Ostreidae. The transcript has 5 exons. The record is from RefSeq and is a predicted model, not a curated record.
CAUUAAACAUGACUGAUUAUCAGACUAAAUUUUGAAGAAUAGAAAAGGAAAGGGAAGAUUGAUUGGGUUUGCGGCAUUUACAGAUUUUAUGAUUUGAUGAAUUAGUCCCAAAAGAACAACAAAAUGAAUUACCAGAAAACAUACAUGAAUCACAUCCACUCCAGCUCACUGUUGUAUCAGCUGUCGACAAUGUGGAAGACCCAGACAUUAUGUGAUGCUAUUAUUCGGACUGGUAGUGUCAUCACAAAGGCUCAUCGUGUGGUGUUAGUUGCCGCUUGUCCUAUGCUUCAGUCAAUGGAAAACGCAGCUGCUGGGUCUCAUUUAGAAGUAAGACUGGCUGCAGAUAUAAAACAAGAAUCCAUCAACACAUUCCUCCAGUAUCUAUAUGAAGGAUUCAUGACAUUAAACGAAGAAAAUUACAAAGACAUUGAGAAAAUCUCCCGACUUCUUCAAGUUGAGAAUGCGAUAAAGUGUUGUGCAGAUUUUAGCAAGUGUAUAAAUGUCUCGUCAGCAAAUCAGUACCGCUACAAUUACCCAGAUCAGUUGGAAUUCAAGCAUGUGAGAACAACAGAACUUCAGAAAGUUCAGGAGAGGCACCCAAAGCGAAAUACUGACCGACCGAUAAGCCCAGGCAGCAAACGACCAAGGUUCCAGGGACAUCGAAGUCCUCUGUCAGAUUCAAGAACCCAUGAUAUGUCUGGAAUGAAGGAAAGUUAUACUGUGAAUGAUCCUUGGGACCGAGUGCCAAGGCUUGGAUCGCACACCCCCACAUCCGUCCAUAUUCCUAGUCAACAGCCUGGAGUGAUUGAUAUAGUAGAGGAUAGUAUUGAGCUACUACAGACUGAACCCCCAAGCAAAAGGCCAGGGGAGGACAGCAGGGAGGUCAGAAAAGUGCAGAGCACAGUAGGAGUUUCGGUGGCUAGUCAGAGGGAUGCCCCUUCAGAUGUUCAGAUUGUCAACGUACCUGGUGCUUCAGAUGUUCCAAGUCAGAAACCAAUCCCAGAAUCCUCCACUUUCAUUCCAAGUUCACCAUCUUCAUCAGAUUCCUCAUCGCUCAAGGAAAGACCACCCCACUUUAGCAGCCAGAGUUACCCCCCUAAAACAGAUCUCGAUAAACCAACCUCAAAUAUGGACCCAAGUUCUAAUGUUGAUGUAGCAUCCCAAAGACAUCGGCCGCCAGAUAUCUUGGCUGGUUCACAACCAGCCCAGCCUUACCCUGUAUCCAUAACAGCAUCCCCCCGAUCAGUACCACAGAGUUUUCAGCAGAAGCCAUUUGCCGCUGGCAGUGCCAUCCAAGCAGAAACAAUGUCACCUGGUGCAGCACAGAGAGGCCCUAAACCCCAGACCAUUAGUAGGGUAGAAAGCAUGGAGAAAGCCUCUCCCAUGGAUAGGCCACCAGAUACAGGAUCUCAAACUAGAGAUCAGAAUAACAGGUUGUCCCCAGAUAUUAGUAUUGUUAAAGUGGAGAAUGAGCUAGGACCAGAGGAGACUGGGAUAUUAGACAUGUAUGUGGCUGAUGCAGGAGGGGGUGGAAUGGGUACAUCCCACAUGCAGAAAGAGGAAGAUCACAGUGAUUAUGAUGUAGAAGAACCGCCUGGGGACAUGCAUAAGGAUGAAAUGUCAAAUGAAAGUGGCAACAUGAGUAUGGAUCAAAGUGGGAACUGGUACAUGGGGAAUUUUAGAGGAGGUAAAUCGACACAAGAUGGUCACCAGAUUUUAAUAGAAGAAGAUACAAUGGACUCGGCAACUUCAUUUGAUGAUUUUGACCUGAAAAGAUGGACAGAAUCUGUACCUGCCACUCAAGAAAAGGGAAGCAUUCUAGAUGAAAACAAACCACGUAUGUCGGCCAUGUCUGAUGUAUCACCUUUCAGUAGUGAUCAGUUUCUUACUUCAGGCUCUCCAUCAAAGUUUGAAAUUCAGACAUGCAUGCCUGAGUGGGAAUCAUUACAGCCAGGAAGAGAUAGAGAGACAAGACUAUUUUCUAAUCCUGUACAGUUUAGUCUAGAUCCUCACCAGCAACAACCAAUGAUGAAGGCGAGUAGAAUCCAGGUUCCAUAUAAUAGAGGUCCUAGUGGAGGGAAGUCCUUUAAAGCAAAAAACACUCCUUUGCAGGCCCCUUCAUUUUUAUGCGAGCUUUGCAUGGCGUCAUUUUUCAGCGAGAAUGAUCUAAAAAUUCAUAAACAUUCUGUAAAUCACAGAGGAUUAUAUUUCUGCAGAUGGUGCUCCAGUUCUUUUGGUACUAAAGAGGAGCGUAAUGAGCACGUUCAUAGUCAUGCUGAUGGUAGUAUGUUCUUAGACAUAUGUAUACCAUGUGGCAAGGGAUUCAAGUCCAGAAUGGGAUAUGUGAAUCAUAUGAAGAUGUAUCACACUAAGGAGGGAGAGGUGCAGACAUACAGAUGUGAAGUGUGUGGGAAGUUGUGUGUGACUAAAAGUCAGUUAAAUGUACACAUGAGAGCCCAUUCUGACCAACAGAAUUUUUAUUGUGUAACUUGUAACAAAUCCUUUAAACACAAGUUCACUCUUCAAAGACAUAACUGUCCAGCAUCACAGCCAUGAUUUACAUACAUAUAUAUGAUUGUGCAUGUAUUCAAAUUUAUUGUCAAUGUUCUUGCCAUUGCUGAAGCGACUUUUUCGUUUUAGCACUUGAUCAGUUUUGAAUUUAACCUGUGAUGUAUUAGCUAUUUUGUGCAUGAUUUGGUUCUUUGUGAUGUAGUAGACCCUUGUGUAGUAUUGAAUGAAUGUGACAAAAUGAUGUAUCAACGUUAAAACUGAAUAAAUAGGAAAUGUUUAUUUUUAGAAUCGAGGACAACAGAAGUAUCAUCAUCUGUUCUACCUAAACCAAGCUAUAUUAUACAGGACCAGACUGGAAUCUUCGGCUUUGUUUGUCCAAUAUGCGGAAGGGCGUUAAAAACAAAAGCUGGUUAUAAGCUUCAUUUUCAACUAAACCAUGGAGAGAAAUCUAAAUUUCCAACAUGUGAAAUCUGUGGCAAACACUUUCACUGUGUUAGCAGGCUGGAGUCGCAUAAGAGGUCACAUUCUAAGGAUCGGGACUUUUUGUGUUUAAAAUGUCGUCGAACAUUUAAGUAUAAAAAUAAUUUGAAAGCUCAUAUUUGUAACUUGUGAAAUGGAAAAGGAAUUAUGUUCUUUUGAAGGAUAUGUAUUGCUGGAAAGAAUUGCAAUAUAUUUGACAUUCCCGUGGUCUAGUCUUUUUUGUUUGUUUAGCUGUCCAAGAAGGAAUCAUGGUUUCAGUGAUAAGUAGUUCGUGAUCUGGGUCUCUAAGAUGGAGUUUAGAACUGCAUGGCACAGAAUUGUUCAAUCAGUAUGUUGACUUCAUCAUGAAAAGAAAAAUACUUACACGUAAAAUUUAUAAUUGCAGAGUCAACGUCUGUGACAAUUCUAAAGCAAAUGGAAUCGGUGAGACCGAAUCCUUGUACAACUUGGAAAGGAAAAGGUUUUAGUAUUUUGGCAAAUCGCACGUCAAGAGGGUUUGGUUCGUCAGAAGUGGAGACUGGUCAGGUGAUAGCCGGCAUGUACCACCGCCUGGUUCAAAAUCCGGGUGGAAUUAAACGUGUUUGCGCACAUUGCAAAAAGCUGGGAAGUAAAUUUGCUUGUGGGAUGUUUCGAAGAUCCUAUUACAGAUGCGAGGCUUGCAAUGUUUCCCUUUGUCGUCCAAAUUUUAAAGAUUGUUUUCAACAGUGGCAUUCACAGUUAUUGAAUAACAUUGAGAAUAACAUUGGCAAUGAUCAGACAAACCAAAAUGUACACCUAUAGUUGGUUUUCAAGUGGUUAUCAGAUAAUCUGGAGUAUUGCAGUGUAAGAAAUGAUGUGUUUGAUGUUUCCAUUUACAUGUGUUGUUUUGAAGCUUUAGUGUAUUUUGGUGUAUGUAUAAAAAUUUAAGAACCUCAUGUAGAAUCAUUAGAGUAGAUGCAUCACGUUAAAGGACAUCAUCACUUCGUUAUAUCAGGAACUAACGAACUCCACUUUGAUUGUGCAGCUUUUCCACCACCACAAACCAUGGAGUAUAUCCAUCCCAUGAUGCUGAUGCCUCCCUUACCUUGCCGAAAAGAAGAGAAACGUCAUCGACUUGUGCAGGCUAAGAAUGCUGUCUGCAAGUACUGUAAACUGAUUGGAAAUCGUUUCGGGUGUGGACAAGUCAGGACGACUUACUAUAAAUGUGAAGCUUGUGAUGUUAACUUGUGCCGUGAAGAGACUCGUGACUGUUUUGCUAAAUAUCACGCUUUGCUUGCUCAUGGAAUGCCAUCAUAAGAUCAAUAUACUUAGCUCUUAUGUUAUUUUUUUUUUUAAAGAUAUUGUCACUUGCCUGUCUAUCAUUCUUAAGCUGGUGACGAUGAGUGAUAUGUGAUGAAUAGUGUUUACCUGUUCUACGAGGUUCAAUAUUUUAUGUAAGGUCCAUUGUUCAACCGAUCUUUAAAGUAUUUCAUCUCUUCUUUUUGUGCCGUGUAAUUAGCAUGCAAGAGAGAAUGGUGAUACACAUGGCCAGCGUUGAUUCUAUUUUGAUUAGGUUUUUGGUCAAUUCUCAUUUGUAAACUUAGAAUUAUAUAAAUUUAUUAAAGUAAAUCUGAUCAUUCAAGGAUGUAUUUUAAAGAGAGACGUGUAGGCGAAUGUAUAUCUCGAGAUGAUAUCAGUGGUUUACCUUGGUUUUCUUGUUACUUGACAAUCUUGCUCUUUGGGUGCUUGUAUUUUGAUUUUAGUAUCCGAACAAACGCACACACAUACACGUAAACAAACCAUUUUACAUAGUUUGUAUGAAUUUUCUAUUAUGUUAGAAGUCACAAGUGUUAAGUGUAGUAAUUUCAUAGUUUGUGAAGAGAUGAAACUGUUUGGAAAAUGGUCAUCAUUUAUCAGAUUAAUAAAUUCUGAAAUUAACAGACUGCAAUUUGCUUGUACAGCUCCAGGAACGUAUCCAAUGAUUCCUGCCCUGACACUGACAGCACCGGGACCACAAGAUGUUGAUAAGUACCAUCGACUAGUUCAUGCGAAGAAUGGUGCUUGUAGAUAUUGUAAAAUAACAGGAAACCGCUUUGAGUGUGGACUUGUGAGAACUUCUUACUACAAAUGUGAGGCAUGUGAAGUUAAUCUGUGCCGGGAAGCGACACGCGACUGCUUCGCAAAAUAUCAUGAUCUUCUUAAAAGAAGUCAAAGUGACGCGGCUAUUCUACAGAUGCUUCCAAAGAAGUGUAGAAAUAACUGGUGUUAGUUUAGUGUAAUACAUUUUGUGAUACCUGUACUGUGUUAUACAGCACAUAUUUAUAGAGUGCGACUGAAAAGGAAGGUGAUGCAUAAUAAUUCUUUGAGGUACUUGUAAUUCUGAAAUAAAGUUGCACGAGAGGAAAGUUGCUUUGGUUUUUGAUGAAUCAGCAUGGCAAAUUCAUGCAACGCAAAUAUUUUGAGACUUGUUUCAAACUACCAGAUAUAAAAUGGCAUUAUCCAAGAUGAGGUGUUGGGAUAAGUUUCUUAUCAUUUCGAAAAUGUGCGUUUUUGGUAAUAUUUCUUGAUUUCAAAAGGAAUUGUUUUGUUGAUGUCAGAUGGUAAUUUGAUUAUUCGCGUUUUUCUCCAGAAGGCUUGUUAUUGAGUAAUUGAAGAAAGUGAAAGCACUGAGGAAAUUUUCUUUAUUGCAGAGCCAACUGCCUAUGUAUCUCUUUCGGAUGAAGGAACAGUGGUGAAGUGGGACUCGCAAGUAGGACGAAACGAGGUUUUCAGUUUCAUAGAAAAUCAGAAUGGAUGUAAAGUUGUGCACGAAAUGACGGUUAACAGCGGGGGUCGAGCUAAGGUGUGCGUCCAUUGUAAAGCUGCGGACACGAGAUACCCUAGCGGAGAGACAUUGAAAUCCAAGUAUAUGUGUACUAUCUGUGAAGUGUCUCUUUGCAAAAGUAGGAAAAGGAAAUGCUUUGACAAAUAUCACACAGCAAGGUUCAUCUCGUUAUCUGGAUAGUUGUUUUGCUUUUCCACAACAUUCCUAAAUGUGCAGUUCGUGGAAUGCUUAAAUGAUGUAUCGUGUUUAUUGACAAGAAGCAUCUCAAACUGUGCUGGUUUUUAGUGUAUUAAUAUUUUUGUUUAAAUCAUUCCGGCUCCUUUUCUCCAAUGAUUUCUGUGUUCAGCAGUUUUGGCGAUGUUCAUCGAUUACGUUCAUUUGUCAAUUUGUUGUUAAGAUUGACUUGUUGGUUACAAUGAAAUGUUUCCUGUACUAUUUUCAUAAUUCACAUAAAAUACUUGGUAGCGUGAGUAAGUUUCGAGUUUUCAUUGAUCAACUACAUUCGGUGAAUGUUUUUGUUCCAGAAACGUCCGUUGGAACUGCAGCUCGUUGGAAACCAAAUCGGGUAUGGGAUUACGUUCCCGAAAUGCUGCAAGAUGGUCACACUAUAAACCACAACCUUGUGGAGGGCGAUAAACGCAGAGUGUGUCAGUUCUGCAAACAUUCUGGCCAGAGAUUUAGAUGUGGAGAGACCCGCAAAUCGUUUUACAAAUGUAGUGUUUGCAACGUUUUUCUCUGUAAGAAAGAGUGUUUUAGGAAGUACCAUGAAAUGACGAUAGGUGAAAUACCGGCCAUAUAGAUUGAUAUAUCUUAUGAGAGUUCCAGGGAGUUGCAAUAAAAGGAAAUCAUCUUGUUUGGUCCUUGGAUAUUUGGCAUCUUUUACAGUUGAUGUGUUAAUCCAUUAAUAUUCUACAAGAGGGAUAUUAGUGUUUGUUUUUGUACAGUUGAAGUAGAAUAUUUACAGGAUCAUGAACAAAGAACAACCAAAAAAACAAAAACAAAACAUUAUAAUAACUUCAUGUCCAUCCCAAACGGAAUAAGAUUUUAGAAUAGAUUUCCUCCUGAGUUUGUGUUUCGGAACUUGUUAUCAUUGUUUUUGCAGGAACAACCAUGAAGCCUGUUUCAUUCGGCUUAGCAGAACCGGAAACAAGAUUUUCCAACGUUUCCCACUUUCAAUUUCCAACACAAUCGGGAUUUUAUCAUCAGAGUGAACCAGACCCGCGAUUGAGAUGUCCUAAAACAAUUGAAAAUUCGGGACGAGCGAUAGAAAUGGACUGCAAUGGGGUUGUGCAUACACUUGUACGAUUAAAUAUGACUCAAAACCGCACAUGCGGAUACUGCAGUUUAAUGCGAAAUGUUACCAAAGCUGGGUUUGCGAAGAAGUCUUACUAUGAGUGCAAUGUGUGUCGAAUUCCACUUUGUCGAAAUGAAUUUCAAUGUUUUUUCAAAUAUCAUGAAAUAAUGAAGAAGCAUCAUUUGCAGGGACCCAUGUCAAAGGCAGAAUUUAAGUUGUAUACGUCUUUAUAUAAAUAUGAUGCGUAACAAAAGACCUGACCUCGUCUGUCUAAGCUUGUUUGUCUAUAUACUUCGUGAUUUGUAAGAGGAUUCAUAUUGUAAAGCUGAUAUUUUGAAUUUGAAAUAAAUUUGUUUGCGAAUAUAGGUUGGUAAUCUUUUUAAAGAUCUGUCUGUUUUUGAUGAAAGGAGCAACAAAAGGGGUCUCUAAGAGCAGCAAGCUUCUUAAUUGCUUGGGUCAUGCUGGUAAACGAGGUUUUAUUUAUUUUGUUUCUUUGUUUGCAGCUGUUCUCCAAGUUUUGAAAAAUAAAAUGCUAAGAGUCGUUGUCACUGUUCUUUUUAAAGAUUUGGAUAUUUCUGAUAUCCAGCACUUGUGUAUUUUAUUGAAUUGAACAUUCUAACUGUAUCGGAUGAUCCAAAUGGUCAGAAAACAUUAACAGCAUUUUCUUAAUUACAGAGCCAUAUGCAGUGCAUGCGUAUGAAAAAUCGUUUUCGAUGUGUCAGCCUGUGGCAGCACAGACGAUGAACCGAAAACCUUCUGGAGAACAUUGUCUCCAGAAAAUGGAUGGUAACAAGCUAAAGCGCUGUUUUUACUGUCAAAUGGCCAAGAUUCGAACACGCGCUGGAUAUCGUGUGAAAACAACAAGUCACUGUGUGGUUUGUGAUGUUCCACUGUGUGGUGGGACAGCAAAAUGCUUUGAACUCUACCAUGAACUUUUGAAAUCAACUGACCACUAUGGAGGCGGGUCUGGGUAUCAUGGUUGAAUACCUAAAACACCAGUCACAUGACAUGAAUGAGGUGUGAUCGUGGUUUAUGUACAUAACAAUGGAAACAAUAACUACGGACGUUUUCUCAACAUAACUGUUAAAUUACUGUUGGUAUCAAUGCUUGUAAAUGGGUUAUUUAGUUGUUCACGAUGUGUUUUAUUGAACAUUUUUCGGUUGUGGUACAGAACUGUAUAUUGGAUGUUUACAUUUGUUCUCGAGUUUAUUCAAGUACUGGUUUUUUGGUGAAUCAGGUUGGUGGGUAGUGCUUUGGUCUGUUGUGAAAGUAAGAGGCAAAUAGGUACUGCAAUGCAGAGACAAAUCAACCUUUGACCUGUCUUUUCAGAUCCCAGACAAACCGCGUUUCCAUCAAUGUUUCCGAAACCUCGUCGCAAUCCACCAUACGAAGUUCCCCAUCGCCUUGUUACAGGUUCAAGGAAGCGUUGCGCCAUGUGCUACUACAGUCGCGUAAAGACAAAAUCUGGAUGGGAUAUCUACACGAACUAUAAAUGUGAAGCAUGUGAUGUUGCUCUGUGCAACAGGGAGUUCACGCAAUGUUUUAAGUGUUUUCAUGACGGCAUCCAACUCCAUUACUCAUUUGCAAAUGCGGAUAUUUAAUGCAUGUGACUCGGUAUAUUUCAAAACUUAGUUCUGCAUUUACUAGAAUAUGCAUAGUUUAAUGUAGUCCAUGUUUCUGAAUUAUUUGAGACGUUUGUUUAGUGUUUAGUGUAUUAUGAAUGUUUGACUUGCGAUGGAGGUGUUUAAGAUAUUACUGAUGUUUGUACAUUUGUCAGUAAGUAGAUCAAAAUGUAUGUGGACUUAAAUGACGAGAAUUGUUAAAAACUAUAGUAGAAAAAUUUCAAAAUAUGUAGACCAUAUGUAUAUUUUUAUCUAAAUGAUUAAAUUACGCUGAAAGUGGCA